AGUCACAGCGCGGUUCUGAAGAACAAACGUCAUCAUGAUGGGCAAGAUCAUCUUCUACGAGGACAAGAACUUCCAGGGUCGUUCCUAUGAGACCAGCUCCGACUGCCCUGAGUUGACCUCCUACCUGAGCAAGUGCCACUCCUGCAGAGUUGAGAGCGGCAACUUCAUGGUGUACGAUCGCCCUAACUUCAUGGGAAACCAGUACUUCAUGAAGAGGGGAGAGUACUCUGACUACAUGAGUAUGAUGGGAAUGAGGGAGUGCAUCAGGUCCUGCCGCAUGAUCCCCAUGCACAAAGGAAACUUCAGGAUGAGGAUCUACGAGAGGGAGAAUUUCGGAGGUCAGAUGCACGAGAUGAUGGACGACUGUGACUCCAUCCAGGAGCGUUACCGUAUGUCAGACUGCCAGUCCUGCAACGUGAUGGACGGCCACUGGCUGAUGUACGAGCAGCCCCACUUCAGAGGCAGGCAGAUGUACAUGAGGCCUGGAGAGUACAGGAACUUCAGAGAGAUGGGCAUGGGAAUGGGCGGCAUGGGCAGCAUGAGUGGCAUGAGGUGCAUGAGCAUGAGGCGUAUCAUGGACAACAUGUCUAUGCAGGACACCAGUGCAGCAGCAGCACAGCUCAAAGAAACAACCGCAACCAUGAUGGGCAAGAUCAUCUUCUACGAGGACAAGAACUUCCAGGGUCGUUCCUAUGAGACCAGCCAGGACUGCCCCGACAUGUCGUCCUACCUGAGCAGGUGCCACUCCUGCAGGGUUGAGAGUGGCUGCUUCAUGGUGUACGAUCGCCCUAACUUCAUGGGAAACCAGUACUUCAUGAAGAGGGGAGAGUACUCUGACUACCAGCGCAUGAUGGGAAUGAAUGACUGCAUCAGGUCCAGCCGCAUGAUCCCCAUGCACAAAGGAAACUUCAGGAUGAGGAUCUACGAGAGGGAGAACUUCGGAGGUCAGAUGCACGAGAUGAUGGACGACUGUGACUCCAUCCAGGAGCGUUACCGUAUGUCCGACUGCCAGUCCUGCAACGUGAUGGACGGCCACUGGCUGAUGUACGAGCAGCCCCAUUACAAAGGCAGGCAGAUGUACAUGAGGCCUGGAGAGUACAGGAGCUUCAGGGAUAUGGGUAUGAGUGGAAUGAGGUUCAUGAGCAUGAGACGUAUCAUGGACAACAUGUCUAUGUAAAGUCCUCAAAUGUAUGAAAAUUGUUGAUUAAAAUGUUU
Messenger RNA from Salvelinus fontinalis (brook trout), 1215 nucleotides. RefSeq names its product beta/gamma crystallin domain-containing protein 2-like. The transcript is spliced from 6 exons. Lineage: Eukaryota; Metazoa; Chordata; Actinopteri; Salmoniformes; Salmonidae. Bases 35 to 1177 code for a protein of 380 amino acids. The record is from RefSeq and is a predicted model, not a curated record. Gene Ontology annotation, biological process: visual perception; lens development in camera-type eye. Gene Ontology annotation, molecular function: structural constituent of eye lens.